GGCGCGCGCGCGCGGCGUUCCGUCGGGGCCCCGCGCCGCCGUCCCAUUCAUGCGGGGCAGCGGUGGCGGCAGCGGUGGCGUGAGUGAGGCGGGCGCGGAGCCCCGAGCGGCGGCGGCAACAACGGCAACGGGAGGAGGCGAGCGUGGAGGAGGCGGCGGUAGAGAAGAAAAAGGAGGCGGUGGCGGCCCGGCGGGCGGCUCGGUGUGGAAUGCAAUUAUGGCUGGCACGGUGGAGGCGAGCGGAGACCGGAGCCGGCUGACCAGACUGGCUGUGCCCACAAUGUCCUGAAUGCAGAGAACAGUGGAAGCAGAGGAGACUGUGUCCUGUUAGCUCCUCCUCCCUCCCUCAUCCCUUUAGUUUGGAUUUGUUUCUAUUUAUUUUGUGGCUGGGUUUGGGCAUGGCCUUGGCUGGAUGUGAGGCUGCUGCAAUGUGGCUCUUUUGGCUCAAGCACCACUUGUCCAUUAAUGUUUGGACCUUGCUGCUCUUGGGGAGCACCUGGCUACCGCUGGCGGAAGGCAGCCCCAAGUCUCCCUUUAGGACUUUCCCGGUUUCAGACUGGAGCUUGACACACUUGGUGGUCCACAACAAAACUGGGGAGGUCUACGUGGGGGCUGUCAAUCGGAUCUACAAGCUCUCCAAUAACCUCACGCUCCUUCGGACCCACGUGACAGGGCCUGUGGAGGACAAUGAGAAGUGUUACCCUCCGCCCAGUGUUCAGUCCUGCCCGCACGGGCUGGUCACCACCAACAAUGUGAACAAACUGCUGCUGGUGGACUACUCGGGGAACAGGUUGAUCGCUUGUGGCAGUGCCUCCCAAGGUAUUUGCCAGUUCCUGCGGCUGGAUGACCUCUUCAAGUUGGGUGAGCCCCACCACCGCAAGGAGCACUACCUCUCCAGUGUCAAUGAGUCAGGCACCAUGUCUGGGGUCAUCAUCGAGGUGCUGAAUGGGCAGAACAAGCUCUUCAUUGGGACGCCCAUUGAUGGGAAGUCAGAGUACUUCCCUACGCUCUCUAGCCGCAAGCUGAUGGCCAAUGAGGAGAACGCGGAGAUGUUUGGCUUUGUGUAUCAGGAUGAGUUUGUGUCCUCCCAGCUCAAGAUCCCCUCGGAUACGCUCUCCAAGUUCCCCACCUUUGACAUCUACUACAUCUACAGCUUCAGCAGCGAGCAGUUUGUUUACUAUUUGACCCUACAGUUGGACACCCAGCUCACCUCACCCGACUCCACUGGGGAGCAGUUUUUCACCUCCAAGAUUGUCCGCCUCUGCGUGGAUGACCCCAAGUUCUACUCCUAUGUGGAGUUCCCCAUCGGCUGUGUGCAGGACGGCAUUGAGUACCGCCUCAUCCAGGACGCCUACCUGACCAAGCCUGGCAAGGCUUUGGCCAAGUACCUGGGCAUCUCAGAGCGGGAGGAUAUCCUCUUCACCAUCUUCUCCCAGGGCCAGAAAAACAGGGUUAAGCCUCCCAAGGAGUCUGUGCUCUGCCUCUUCACGUUGAAGAAGAUCAAGGAUAAGAUCAAGGAGCGUAUCCAGUCGUGUUACAGAGGGGAAGGGAAGCUCUCGCUGCCCUGGCUCUUGAAUAAGGAGCUGGGCUGCAUCAACUCGCCGCUGCAGAUCGACGACAAUUUCUGUGGGCAGGAUUUUAACCAGCCCCUGGGUGGCACCGUCACCAUCGAGGGCACCCCACUCUUCGUGGACAAGGAAGAUGGCAUGACCUCAGUGGCUGCCUACGACUACAGAGGACAAACUGUUGUCUUUGCGGGCACACGGAGCGGGAGGAUCAAAAAGAUCCUGGUGGACUUGCCGGCCGAGCGGAGGCACCAAGCGCUGCAGUACGAGAACGUCGUGGCCCACGAGGGCAGCUCCAUUCUGCGAGACCUGGUGCUGAGCCCUGACCGCCAGCAUAUCUAUGCCAUGACUGAGAAACAGGUGACACGGGUGCCAGUGGAGAGCUGUGAGCAGUAUGAGAGCUGUGAGCUGUGCCUGGGCUCCCGGGAUCCCCACUGUGGCUGGUGUGUCCUCCACAACGUAUGUUCGCGCAAGGACCGGUGCGAGCGGGCGGAUGAGCCCCAGCGCUUUGCCUCUGACCUGCGGCAGUGCGUCCAGCUCACCGUGCAGCCGAAGAACAUCUCAGUCACCAUGUCAGAGGUCCCGCUGGUCCUGCAGGCCUGGAAUGUCCCAGACCUCUCGGCAGGAGUCAACUGCUCCUUUGAAGACUUCACCGAGUCCGAGAGCCGCAUUGAGGAUGGGAAGAUCUACUGCAGUUCUCCCUCUGCCAAGGAUGUAAUCCCCAUCACCAGAGGCCGCGGGGACAAGCGAGUGGUGAAGCUCUACCUGAAAUCUAAGGAGACAGGAAAGAAGUUUGCCUCUGUGGAUUUUGUUUUCUACAACUGCAGCGUCCAUCAGUCCUGCCUGUCCUGUGUGAACGGCUCCUUCCCCUGCCACUGGUGCAAGUACCGCCACAUCUGCACCCACAAUGCCGCUGAUUGCUCCUUCCUGGAGGGACGAGUGAAGCUCUCUGAGGACUGCCCCCAGAUCCUGCCCUCCACCCAGAUCUACAUCCCCGUGGGUGUAGUGAAGCCCAUCACCCUGACGGCCAAGAACCUGCCCCAGCCGCAGUCCGGCCAGCGCAACUACGAGUGCAUCUUCCACAUCCCUGGCAGCACCACCCGUGUCACCGCCCUGCGCUUCAACAGCACCAGCAUCCAGUGCCAGAACACCUCGUAUUUCUAUGAAGGGAAUGACAUCAGUGACCUGCCAGUCAACUUGUCCGUGGUCUGGAACGGGAACUUUGUCAUUGACAACCCCCAGAACAUCCAGGCCCACCUGUACAAGUGCUCAGCGCUGCGGGAGAGCUGCGGUCUGUGCCUCAAGGCCGACCCACGCUUCGAGUGCGGCUGGUGCGUGUUGGAGAGGCGCUGCUCGCUGCGGCAGCACUGCCUGGCCUACGAGAGCGUCUGGAUGCACGCCAGCAGUGGCAACAGCCGCUGCACCGACCCGAAGAUCACCAAGCUGUUCCCUGAGACUGGCCCUAGGCAAGGGGGGACUCGUCUGACCAUCACCGGCGAGAACCUGGGCUUGAAGUUUGACGACGUUCGUGGGGGCAUUCGAGUCGGCAAAGUGGCCUGCAGCCCUAUCGAGAGCGAGUACAUCAGUGCUGAGCAGAUUGUCUGUGAAAUUGGAGAUGCCAGCUUGAGCAAGGUCCAUGAGGCACGGGUUGAAGUCUGUAUCCGUGACUGCACAACCAACUACCGUGCCCUGUCGCCCAAGAGCUUCACCUUUGUGACACCCACUUUCUCCCGUGUGAUCCCAGCACGAGGUCCUCUCUCUGGUGGCACCUGGAUCGCCAUUGAAGGCAAUCACCUCAACGCUGGCAGCAACGUCUCUGUGACCAUUGGGGGACGGCCUUGUGCUUUUUCAUGGAGGAGUGCCCGUGAGAUCCGGUGCAGGACCCCGCCGGGGCACACCCCCGGUGGCUCUCCUAUCCUCAUCAACAUCAACCGGGCAGAGCUGAGCAACCUGGAGGUGAAGUACAACUACACGGAGGACCCUACCAUCCAGAAGAUUGAUCCCGAAUGGAGCAUCAACAGCGGUGGGACAUUACUGACUGUGACUGGCACCAACCUGGCCACCAUCAAAGAACCCAGGAUCCGCGCCAAGUAUUCCAGCUCUGACAGGGAGAAUAACUGCACGGUCUACAACGACACCACCAUGGUGUGCUAUGCGCCUUCCAUUGACAACCCUAUGCGGAGCCCUCCCGACGUUGGUGACCGCCCAGAUGAGAUUGGCUUCGUCAUGGAUAACGUUCAGGCCCUGCUCAUCAUCAACACCACCAAUUUUGUUUACUACCCAGACCCUGUUUUUGAACCACUUAGCCCCACAGGGAUGCUGGAGCUGAAGCCAAGCUCUCCCCUCAUCCUCAAGGGCAGGAACCUGCUCCCACCAGCUGCUGGUAACUCCCGCCUGAACUACACAGUGCUCAUUGGAGACACUCCCUGCAUCCUGACUGUCUCCGAGACCCAGCUCCUCUGCGAGUCCCCCAACCUCACUGGCCAGCACAAAGUCACGAUCAAGGCUGGAGGGUUCGAGUUUUCUCCGGGGACGCUGCAGAUCUACUCAGACAGCCUGCUCACCCUGCCUGCCAUCAUUGGGAUUGGAGGUGGGGGUGGUCUGCUCCUCCUCAUCAUCAUCAUCGUCCUUAUUGCCUACAAGCGCAAGUCUCGGGAUGCCGACCGGACCCUGAAACGCCUCCAGCUGCAGAUGGACAACCUGGAGUCCCGGGUGGCUCUGGAGUGCAAAGAGGCCUUCGCCGAGCUGCAGACUGACAUUAACGAGCUGACCAAUGACCUGGAUGGGGCUGGCAUCCCGUUCCUGGAUUACCGCACCUACGCCAUGCGGGUGCUCUUCCCAGGGAUAGAAGACCACCCUGUGCUGAAGGAGAUGGAGGUCCAGGCAAAUGUGGAAAAGUCCUUAACCCUCUUUGGGCAGCUGCUGAACAAGAAGCACUUCUUGCUGACCUUCAUCCGCACCCUGGAGGCUCAGCGGAGCUUCUCCAUGCGGGACCGUGGCAACGUGGCCUCCCUCAUCAUGACGGCGCUGCAGGGGGAGAUGGAGUACGCCACAGGCGUGCUGAAGCAGCUUCUUUCUGACCUCAUCGAGAAGAACCUGGAGAGUAAAAACCACCCCAAGCUGCUUUUGCGGAGAACAGAGUCAGUGGCAGAGAAGAUGCUGACAAAUUGGUUCACGUUUCUACUCUACAAGUUUCUGAAGGAGUGUGCUGGGGAACCACUCUUCAUGCUCUACUGUGCCAUCAAGCAGCAGAUGGAGAAGGGACCCAUUGAUGCCAUCACAGGAGAGGCUCGCUACUCCCUCAGCGAAGACAAGCUUAUCCGGCAGCAGAUUGACUACAAAAUGCUGACCCUCAACUGUGUGAAUCCUGAGAAUGAGAAUGCCCCAGAGAUCCCCGUCAAGGUCCUGAACUGUGACACCAUCACACAGGUGAAAGAGAAGCUGCUGGAUGCUGUUUACAAGGGAGUGCCCUAUUCCCAGCGACCCAAAGCUGGAGACAUGGACCUAGAGUGGCGGCAGGGCAGGAUGGCUCGGAUCAUACUGCAGGACGAAGAUGUCACCACCAAGAUUGACAAUGACUGGAAGAGGCUAAACACCCUGGCCCACUACCAGGUUACAGAUGGCUCCUCGGUAGCCCUGGUGCCCAAGCAGAACUCAGCAUACAACAUCUCCAACUCUUCCACCUUCACCAAGUCCCUCAGCAGAUACGAGAGCAUGCUGCGGACAGCCAGCAGCCCCGACAGCCUGCGCUCACGGACCCCCAUGAUCACUCCAGACCUGGAGAGUGGCACCAAGCUCUGGCACUUGGUGAAAAACCACGACCACAUGGACCAGCGGGAGGGUGACCGGGGCAGCAAGAUGGUCUCCGAAAUCUACCUAACCCGCCUCUUAGCCACCAAGGGCACCCUGCAGAAGUUUGUGGAUGACCUGUUUGAGACCAUCUUCAGCACAGCACAUCGUGGGAGUGCACUGCCCCUCGCCAUCAAAUACAUGUUUGAUUUCCUGGAUGAACAAGCUGAUAAGCAUCAGAUCAAUGACUAUGAUGUCAGGCACACCUGGAAGAGUAACUGUCUACCUCUGCGUUUUUGGGUGAAUGUGAUUAAGAACCCCCAGUUUGUGUUCGACAUUCACAAGAACAGUAUUACUGAUGCCUGCCUGUCUGUGGUGGCUCAGACAUUCAUGGACUCCUGCUCAACUUCUGAGCACAAGCUAGGAAAAGACUCUCCCUCCAACAAACUACUGUAUGCCAAGGACAUCCCCAACUACAAGAGCUGGGUAGAAAGAUAUUAUGCAGAUAUAGCUAAAAUGCCAGCGAUCAGUGACCAGGACAUGAGCGCGUACCUGGCGGAGCAGUCACGGUUACACCUCAGCCAGUUCAACAGUAUGAGUGCGCUGCAUGAGAUCUACUCUUACAUUACCAAGUACAAGGAUGAGAUUUUAGCUGCACUGGAGAAGGAUGAGCAGGCCCGGAGGCAGCGGCUGAGGAGUAAGCUGGAGCAGGCGAUCGACACAAUGGCCUUAAGCAGCUGAGAAGGCGGCAGCGCGGUGCCAGCACCCCGGGCAGCGGAGGCAGCGGGAGGGAGGGCCGGCCGGCGGCAGCCGCGGGCAGGAGCAGACUUUGGGGCUGGCCGCACCUGCGGGAGCCCCGCGCCGCCGCCGCACGCUCCCCGUAACGAACACGGAAACCUUCAGCGGAAAGAACCCCGAACCCCGACGACAGCAGCGACAUCGAUGUGACCCCUGACCGCACGCAGCCCCCAGGCCAACCAGGAUGCAGCAGGGACCUUGCAGAGAGGCGAAGCCGGGCGGAGGAGAGGGGAUCGCCUGCCCCGCGGGACCCGCCGGGCAAACCUCACCCGGGCAAAGCCCUUGAGCCCACGAGGAAGGAGGGUCGGGACCGGGGGUGGGGACUUUCUGGGACGGCGUUUGGAUGUUGUUGUUACUUUGGUGGAGGGAGGGUGGGUGGGCUUCUAUUUUUACUGUACUUGACUUGCUCUCCCCUCCUUCCCUGCAGCUAUCUGCCCCCUCUCCUUCUCCUCCUCUCUUUUUCUGUCUCUAACCCCCCUUUUCUCUCUCUCUGGCCUUCUGCCACUAGUGUUAACUGCUAUAUUUGCACAAUUUACAUGAAAGAAACAAAAUUUUUAAUUUAAGGAGAAAAAAAAAAGAUAACAAAAAAAAAAAAGGAAGGGGAAAAGAAAGAAGAUUCUAAAUCUUUGCAACAAACUAACAAAAACUGGGUUAAAAAAAAAAAGAAGAAGAAGCUAAAGGACUGAUGCUGGGGAGAUUUCUGGGGGAGGGAGCAGUAGGGCUAGGCAGGAAAGGGAGAAAUCCCUGAGCUUUGAUAUUUCUACAGUAUGUCCUGUGCCAUGUUUUAUUUGAAUGUUGUUUAGUGCAGAAAAACAGAAAAAAAAACCAAACAAAAAAAAAAAGGUGGGAAUUUUGUUAGCUGAAUAGGUGCUCUUAUUUAAAUGCUGCUGGAGUGGUUCUAGAGGUCAGGAUCAGAGAGGAAGGGAGAUUCCCAAGGCUGGUUUUUCUUUUCCUGGGGGAAUCGGUGAGGGAUGGUCAGUGUUUUGUUGAGCUCGUCCUUGUUUUCCCGAUCUGGUGGCCACAGGGAGGUGUGGGCAGUGCUGUCUGCUCCUGCCUGUCCCAGGACAGUGUGGGGUAACAGAUGGUUUUGGAAGCACAUGAGUUUGGGGGCUGUUGUGGAGAGCCAGCCUGGGGUCUUUUUGACAGAUCCCCUGACACUGGAGCAGCCUGAAUGAAGCCUCUUUAUUAUUUCCACCCCCCUGUCCCAUCGUCUUUUUAUGCUGAUGCAGGGGAAGGGACCAGAUCCUCUGGGAAAAGGAAUGCAGCUCCUCCACAUCUCCUGGCCAGGAUCCCACAGCGAAACCCUGCUGGGUGACCCAGCCCGUGGAGGCAUCAGGAUGUUCAGCUGCCACGGGUCUGUUGCCUGCUUCCUCCACCCAGGAAACCCAAACGUGUGCAGGACUUUCUGCCCCAGAUUGGCCUUUCUUUCUCUGUCUUUUACUUCUUUCUCUCCCUUUCUCUCCUUGCUGUCACCCCAUCUCCUCUCCACCACCUCUGCCCUGCUUGGGGAUUUGCUGGAAACCUGAGGUCUCUCCCUCAGCUGCCCUCUUCAAAAAACGUCAGAUCCUUGCGGGUUUGUGCUUCCCAGAGACAAAAAGGUUCCCAACGCUGCCCCAAAUGGCAGCUGGUGACCGAAAUCUUCCCUCCCUAAAAGAAAUGAGCAAACCCCUUUCCUUCUUUCCUUUUCCAUACCCAGAGCUCCCACCGCUGCCCAGGCCAUGGCAGACAGGGCAAGGCUCUGCCAGCAGCAGGUGGCUAUCGAAAUCCAAGCGGAAAGAAGCCCAACUGAUUUCUGUCCGUUCCCUUAAAUUGCAAAUUAAGGGCGGGGUGGGGGUGGGGAGGGGGAGAAAUAAUGAAGUUUUUAAUUAAAAAAAAAACAAAAGAAAAAGAAGAAAAAAAAAAAAAAGAAUAAAAGUGUGUAUAUAUAUAUAUGUGGUUACAAUCUAAUUCUCGUGCCCCAGUGGGGUGCUGUAUAGUUAACUGAAGGAGACUCGAACCGCUAUAAGUACCAGAUGAAUUUACACAGCCAGUUAAAACAAAACAAACGACUACUACGACAACAAACCCCAACCAAACAAACAAAGGAUCCCAAACGGUCUGGAAGAGCUUUCCCAAACCUUUCUGACCACGGCAAGAACGAUCUGUUUCGAAGCCUUCCCAUCUCUCAUUGCGUUGUCAUUUUGGUUUGGUUUUGGUUUGUUUUAAUAAGGAAGGAAAGGAGAAGAUGCCGGUUUAUACACACACACACUCACACAAAACCAACCCAACCAGACAACCAAAACACCCCCAACAAAAACACAACAGGGAAAAAAAAACAAACCCACACCACCACCACCACCAAAAGAACAACAACAACAACCCUGCAACUACAACAGCAAAACUAUGAAACAAAGAGGAGUAAUAAUUGUUUCCCAAACCUAUGAACCCUGAGCUGUCGCUGGAUUUCGGAGAGCUGUGGGCUGUUGCAUGACUGUGCUAGAUUUUAGUCUGAGUUGAUCUUUUUAAGAAACAGAAGAAGAAGAAGAAGAAGAAAAAAAAGCAUAAAACAAAACAAACAAACAAAAAAAAUAUAUACCCCAACCCCAACCCUGCAAGUGUUGAAUAUUAGGAGGUUUGUUUAGACCUGUUAAUCUAUUUUUCAAUUUUAAUUCUUUCUUUUCUUUGUUUAUUUUAAAAUAUAAUUUGAGAUGCAUUUGUCGCUUUCUGGUCCAAAUGAAAACCAAAACCAACCAAACAAAACAAAGGCAAAAUGGCAAAAAAAAAAAAAAAAAAAGGCAAAAAGAAAGAUUUCAAAAUGUGAAAGAUGAAUCCUUAAGGAGAGCCUUAAAGGACAGCUGUGUGCCUACUCAUGCCGUGGCUGCUGCUGGCUGCCAGCAUCUCCCUGGGUGCUCUGGUGGGACAAGAUCCUCCUGAGGGGUCCCUUGGGGGCUCGUUUGUGGAACUCACUGCCACCGUGCUGGGGUGGAGGGGUGCCCACAGCUUCCUUUGGUGGAAGGUUGGCUCAGAGCUUUGGCCUUGUGGGGCUGCUGGCUGGGUGGCAUUGGUGGAAGUCCUGGAAAUCCCCUGGAGGAUGGUGACCAUGUGUGGGUGAUCACUGCAACCUGGUGGAAGGGGAGUGUCCACCCAGAAGUGCAGUGGGUCCUGCCUGUUUCAGUGGUAAGAGUGUCUUGGGGAGCUUUGGUUGUUGAGGGACCCAAGUGCAUAGUUUGUGUCAUGAUUGAGAGUGGACAGUGAGACCCUCCCUGAUGCCAGUUGGAGAGCAUGGAGGUGUGUUUCUAAGAGUAUCCCACUGAAAAUGUUCUUGUUGGCAAAAGAGGACUGGCAGUACUGUUAGAGCAGGAGGUUUGUUGGUCUACUGCUUUGCUGGCAGCAGUGUUGUGGGUGCUGAUUUUGCUGGGCUAGAGGGAUAGGUGAAUUUAUUGGCCAUGAUGGUCCUGAACUGGACUGGGCAGCAGGGAGGUUUCUAGGGGCGUUGUACCAGGCAGGCUGGAAGUGCCAUGGCAUGACUGUGCUCUCUGGACUGGCUUCCCUCACUGAGUCCCCCCUGGCCCCAUGCAUUGCUGAGAGCUCAAGUGUGAUCCCAUGGAUGGUUUCUUCGUGGCUUUCUCCUGGGGAGAUUUGGGGUGCCAAAUGUGCUCCACCAAAGGAUCCUGCCGGCACCUCCUCACCCUUCCAGGUUCUCCUUGCUGCCUCUAAUGGGGAAAGUGGUGGUCAGUGAGGUGGGCAUUGCAAAGCUGGCUGCAGCUCUGAUGCUUCUUGGUGCUACCUUUGCCUUUUGUGUGAUGCCCAGCGUCCUUAAUUGUGCCAGGCAGCCUGUCCUUUCUCCUUUACCCCAGCCUGGCAGCAGCAGAGCCGGGCUGUCUGCAUUUAACCCUGCCUAGGAGCAAAGAAAGGCAGGGAGUGGCUGGGAAGCAUUUGCAGGACUCUUUUUACCUGUGCCCCAAGAUGGGGUGAGACAGAGAAUCAUUCCCCUGCCCUGAGCCUGCAUUUUGGGGAGCCCCUGCCCUGCCCCCACCAUUGGAGGCAGAUGACCCUGCAGGCUGAUCCCCAACAGCUGCAGCAGGCGGGUCCCUCCCUGACUCCCUCUGCUUACAUUGCCUGCUCAGUUUGGGGUUAAUACAAAUGUCAAUCCAGCCGGGGAGUGGCACCCAUGCCUGGCCCUGGUGUCCCCUUCCAGCAGGAGCCCUAUGCCAGCCCCGGGGACAAGGAGCAAAGGGCAGGGUGGUGGUGGGCCCCGCUUGGGCUCGCUUGCUCCCAACCAAAGCGCACAACGAGCUGUCCUUUAAGAAGGCAGGGGGGACCUAGAGUGGACCUGGUGAGAGACAGAGAGUUUGAACAGUUAAAAAAUAAUAAUAAUAAUAAUAAAAAAAUAGGGGGAUGGGGGGGAAAAAUAAUCCAGAGUCCUGAUGACCUUUCUGUGAUUGUUUCAGACUUGAAGCAAGAGGCCAGCGUGGCUGGUUGAACACCUUUUGAUCGUGUAAAUAUCCUGCUAUUUCCUAUUUUAAUGUUCUUCAGAUUUAGUACUUGUAAAUAAACACAAGCAUCAAGGAGAGAUUAAACAUUUUUGCUAAA
Messenger RNA from Pogoniulus pusillus (Red-fronted tinkerbird), 10724 nucleotides. It is a transcript of the gene PLXNA1, whose product is annotated as plexin A1. The transcript is spliced from 32 exons. The coding region runs from base 399 to 6095 and encodes 1898 amino acids. Gene Ontology annotation, molecular function: protein binding; semaphorin receptor activity. Gene Ontology annotation, biological process: negative regulation of cell adhesion; positive regulation of axonogenesis; regulation of GTPase activity. NCBI's taxonomy places the organism in Eukaryota, Metazoa, Chordata, Aves, Piciformes, Lybiidae. The record is from RefSeq and is a predicted model, not a curated record. Gene Ontology annotation, cellular component: plasma membrane; semaphorin receptor complex.